AUCAAAUUCUCAUAAAAAAGCGAUAUCUUGCAUUGGCAUGUAUUUGAUUAAAAUCCGUUGAACGGUAUUCAAAAAUACAAACAUUGUUCAGGAGACAAUGAAACAUGUUUGUUUCUUUUUUCAGAAUUAAGACAAAAAGGUCGAUUUGCUGGUUUUUCCCUCUUUCUGUCUAAUUCUUCAAAUAUUGAAGAUGGAUUACUUUGUUAUAAGGAUGGUCCAAGUCUACCUUCACUGGAUUUCAAUACAACCUGUGUAGGUUAUGCACGUUAUCUGUUCUUCUACAAUGAAAGGCUACCAGGAGUUCAAUAUCCGGAUGGGUACGGAAUGUUGUCGUAUACAGAGUUAUGUGAAGUGAUUGUGUUAGGUUGUGAAGAUGUACGGUUUUAUGGAAUUAAUUGCGACUUGCAGUGCCCUGAAAAUUGCCAGGAUAACACAUGCCACAUUGUUAAUGGAACAUGCUUUUCUUGUAAACCUGGAUGGAGGGGAGGAUUCUGUAAUAAAGAAUGUCCAUCGUGGUCUUAUGGUUUAGACUGUAAAUAUCAGUGUUCAGGACAUUGCCUGAAUGAGUUACCUUGCAAUCACGUGACUGGUGAAUGUCCGGAGAAAUGUGCAGCAGGAUGGACAGGGACAUUUUGUGAAAAACAAUGUGACUAUGGAAAUUUUGGCCCAAAUUGUGCCUUUAACUGUAGUGGUCAUUGCGAGAAUAAUGCCACGUGUAACGAGGAAAAUGGGCAUUGUGACUCUGGAUGUAAUGCCGGGUACAGGGGAGAACUCUGCGAUGAAGCUUGUGCCUUUGGAAAAUUUGGAGUCAAGUGUGCGAAUAUUUGCAGCGGAAACUGUCUUUACAAUGAGACUUGCAACAUUGUAAAUGGCAUCUGCAGCAAAGGUUGCGCUCCUGGAUAUUUUGGAUCCCUCUGUAGUAAAGUUUGUCCUGUUGGUUCGUACGGUUUAAAUUGCUCUGGAAUUUGUUCUCCUAACUGUAUUGGUACUUGUGGAAAUAUCGAUGGUUCCUGUAAAUGUGUACCUGGAUUUACUGCCAAACUGUUCAAGAGAAUGUCAUACAGGAAGAAAACAAAACUUAAUUCUAAACAGCUUAACUACAUUAUAUCUUCAACUUUUUUAUACCUUGAACAAUUUGAUUAUUGGUUUUCAAAAAGUGAAUGUUUACCUGGAUUUUACGGUAUAAACUGUCAAUAUCGAUGUAGCGGUCAAUGUGUCAGUGAAGAGACCUGCAGCAGAUAUGAUGGAAGUUGCUCUCUAGGGUGUAAAGAUAAUUAUGUUGGAGUAGCUUGUGACUUUCUUCGGGAUAGUUCCACAAGUGCAUCAACAGUAGGACUUUCCGUAGUAGUUGCAGUAUAUUCACUUUGUUUCAUAGCUGCCUUUGUUCACUUUUACUUGAGAUCACACAGCUGCAACGGUUUUAAGGAAAGAAUUCCAAAGUUUGCAACUAAAGGCACAAAAAGCGAACCGACUGCUUCUCCAAAGACCAAUACCUCAGAUGAUAACGUACACAAUUAUCAGGACUUGAAUGUCAACGACGAAAAGAACUCUUAUGAAAUAAUGCAAGCAUCCGAAAAUCAGUGUGCUUAUCAGAACCUAGACCUUGAGUAUAAAUGAAUAUUUUUUUUAUUACUCGUAACAUCCUAACAAUGUAUGGAAGUAUAGUUAUGUAGUAUACUAUUCAAAAAGUAGUGGAUAUUCUAUUUACAAGGACAAUGAAAUUCAGGUCAUGGCGUCAGGAAGAAAACAAAUGAGAAAAAAAGUAGGAUAUUUUUUUCAAUUUAUUCGGAAUCCUGUG
Saccostrea cuccullata (small rock oyster) is the source of this 1798-nucleotide messenger RNA. Its product is annotated as multiple epidermal growth factor-like domains protein 11. Bases 325 to 1617 code for a protein of 430 amino acids. NCBI's taxonomy places the organism in Eukaryota, Metazoa, Mollusca, Bivalvia, Ostreida, Ostreidae. The record is from RefSeq and is a predicted model, not a curated record. Gene Ontology annotation, molecular function: scavenger receptor activity. The transcript is spliced from 10 exons.